Messenger RNA from Seriola dumerili (greater amberjack), 1852 nucleotides. RefSeq names its product Bardet-Biedl syndrome 5 (gene bbs5). The record is from RefSeq and is a predicted model, not a curated record. The transcript has 12 exons. Bases 103 to 1131 code for a protein of 342 amino acids. Lineage: Eukaryota; Metazoa; Chordata; Actinopteri; Carangiformes; Carangidae. Gene Ontology annotation, cellular component: ciliary basal body; BBSome. Gene Ontology annotation, molecular function: phosphatidylinositol-3-phosphate binding. Gene Ontology annotation, biological process: intracellular transport; cilium assembly.
UCUUCAGAUUAGCCAGCAUCGUAGAAAUUUAGCUAGCAGCUAAACCAACAGCAGUUUAAUUAACGCUACCAAAUUAACAAGUGAGAGUGAUAACCUGUGGCCAUGGCAUCUGUUUUAGAUGCUCUCUGGGAAGACAGAGACGUUAGAUUCGACAUAACAGCGCAGCAGAUGAAAACUCGUCCAGGAGAGGUGUUGAUAGACUGUCUGGACUCCAUAGAAGACACGAAAGGAAACAACGGAGAUAGAGGACGACUGUUGGUAACAAAUCUGAGGAUCAUUUGGCAUUCUCUGGCCCUGCCAAGAGUCAAUUUGUCUGUGGGUUACAACUCAAUAAUUAACAUCACAACAAGGACAGCUAACUCAAAAUUGAGAGGUCAAACUGAAGCACUCUACAUCUUGACAAAGUCCAACAACACAAGAUUUGAGUUCAUUUUCACAAAUGUGGUUCCAGGAAGUCCACGGCUCUUUACUUCCGUCAUUGCUGUACACAGGGCCUAUGAGACAUCUAAAAUGUACAGGGACCUCAAACUGCGAGCUGCUCUCAUUCAAAAUAAGCAGCUGAGGCUUUUGCCCCGGGAACAAGUGUAUGAUAAAAUUAAUGGAGUGUGGAAUUUAUCCAGUGAUCAGGGCAAUCUUGGGACUUUCUUUAUCACAAAUGUUCGGAUUGUGUGGCAUGCCAAUAUGAAUGAGAGCUUCAAUGUCAGCAUUCCUUACCUCCAGAUUUGGUCUAUCAGAAUAAGAGACUCAAAGUUUGGCUUGGCUUUGGUGAUAGAGAGUUCACGUCAGAGUGGUGGCUAUGUGCUUGGAUUUAAAAUUGACCCUGUGGAUAAGCUUCAGGACGCACUUAAGGAAAUCAACUCAUUGCAUAAGGUGUACUCUGCAAACCCCAUCUUUGGAGUGGACUAUGAAAUGGAAGAAAAGCCCCAGCCACUGGAAGAACUCACAGUGGAACAACCUCCUGAUGAUGUGGAAAUUGAGCCCGAUGAGCAGACUGAUGCUUUCACCGCCUACUUUGCUGAUGGCAAUAAGCAACAAGACCGUGAGCCAGUGUUCUCUGAGGAGCUGGGCCUCGCCAUUGAGAAGCUAAAGGAUGGCUUCACGCUUAAUGGACUGUGGGAAGUCAUGGGCUGAAGUAAUGUACAUUUACAUAGUGUAAUUAUCCAGGAAAUAAUUUAUGUAUUUAUAGCUCAGGUUAAAAGUUGUACAGCUUCCGCAUACAUACUUUUCAUAAUAAGAAAACACUAUAUUGCAUGUGUGACAGAUUAAUUGUGGGAUAAUUUAUACGUAAAGUAUAUUUUCUUCUAGUGAAUAGAAUGUGAAAUAUAAUUCAGUUUGUAUUGUUAAAAGUUAAUAAAUAAAUGUAUUUAAAUAGAUAUUGGAGAGCAUAUUUUUUAAACAAUUUCAAUGUGUAGGUAUCUCAUACAUACAUUGUAAUUCAUUUGCAUGGGGAAAGAACCCAAUGAUCUAAGGCUAAAUAAAAAAUUUUAAAAAACUGUACAAGGUGCUAAAGUAUGUUAAAAAUGUUAAAAGAGGACAAACGGUCACCUCUUGUGGCAGCAGCUGUUCACUUACCCUGUCUGGUGGUUAGGUAAUUCCCCUUUGGAUGUACUCACACAAAUACUGAAUCACACACUGUAGGGAAAUAGUCAUUACUAUCAGUGAAUUAUGACUCACUCCACACAUAGAUGUUACUAGAAUAUACACCAUCGUAGUACUGUUACCACAUACAGCAGAGCAAAUGGUCCUGCUAUUGUGGUAAGUGUUUUGUGUUUUCAUUAUGUACUUUGCUGCAUUUCUUGUAAGAAUGUAUUUUCACUGUAUUAGAUAGACAGGAGUAAAUAAAAUGAAAAGA